Messenger RNA from Amoebophrya sp. A120, 3708 nucleotides. Lineage: Eukaryota; Dinophyceae; Syndiniales; Amoebophryaceae. The record is from the annotation of a GenBank genome assembly.
UUUGUAGUGUCUAGCAAAAAAGAGAGCACGAUCAGGGAACAAAUUUUUUUGCAGGCCGGCUGCGACGUGAAGAAUAAGAUACUAGCCUCUGUCUUCGGUAGUUUUUUUUCUUCUGACGGGUCUGUAAUAUCAAUUCAUCAUCAGUGACGACGAGAAGACCUCUGAUCGCAGAACCUACAACUUGCUCUUCGAGUUGUUUUCUGCAAUCCUGCAUUGAAUUUGUGUUGCAAUAGUGAAGAAUCUAUCUGAAUCUUCUCGCAGAAAAAUACCGACCAAGAACCUCUGCAUGUCUACGUUGCACGUCGCACUUGCACAAUGCUUUUGUUACGAACUACGUCCGCACCAAGAGAUAGUUAGUACUCCACCCCACUGGGAUUUCGAAAUGAUAUCGCGCUACCCGGUUUCUCUUUUUCUUUCCCCAGCGACACAAAUACCAUACUGAUUCCACCAUCAUAGUGGGCGCUCUUUCAACGUAUUGUUCAUCCUGAUGACAUCAAUCGUGCUUUCAGUCAGAAUCAAUGUUGAAGAAAACCAAAACGCAGUAUAGCUUUUUUUUUCGGAGCAACGAAUAAAAGAAGACGAUAACAAGAAAGACUACUAGGGAACAAUAAAACAAGUGUAAAAAAAGUAGACCACCGGGCAAAAGAACAUUAUAUCACGAGGACCAAAGUUGAAGUUGAUAUCAAUCCGCAAGAAAACCGGGAAAGCUCAGCCUCGUCAGCCAUUGCGCAACGGCAACAGCGAAGAUAAGCAAACCAAAGCCAAAUAUAAACCAAAAUAGAACACGUAUCGCACCUACUUCAUUUCCAUACGACAGCACAACACAAGACAAAAAAUGGCCACCCCCAGCCAAGACAAGCGGAAGGGCAGCAAGGGCCUGAUGACCUCCCAGACGGCGACCUCCUCCAAAAAGCGGAAAAUGGACGAAGACAAUGCGGCUUUCAGGCCCAGCCUGAUAAGUUUCAUGCAGACCAGCAGUAGCAAAACGACCACGAAUAAAGAACCCGUUAAUAAAAAUAAUACCGCUUCAACAUCUAAUCGUCAAUCCCUCGCUAGCGCAACCACGGCGCCCAACACCGUGGAGCAGACGGGGAAGAAUAACAGGUCGAGUUCUUCGUCCUCGAGCGCGGUGUACGGUUUUCACACUGGGGGAAGCAGUGCCAGCGGGAAAAAGGGAAGUUUGAAAAAAGGUGGAGAUGGUGAGGAUAAUUCGGUGUUCCGCUCCGCAGAGCAGGAUGGAGAGAUUGAUACGGUAUUGUUGGUCAGUUUGUUGUAGUUGUUGUGUGAGUAAGCAUGACUGGUGUAGUGUAUUGUGCUUGUGCACCAUGUCCAUGACAGAAGAUAACAGCAGCUCGCACCACUACCAUGCUCAUGCAACAUUAGAAUGCAUGGCAAGCGUUUUCAACAAGGUGAAGGUUAUUGUUAUUGAUAGGCAACUACGCAACAAUCAGGUUCUCCACGACGCCCGCAGCGCGUUUGACAGCGAACAGAAGCAAGACAGCACCUACAAGAACGACAGCAGGCGGGCGAGUGAGCUGGUUGCGCCGCGGAACCUACUGGACGAGAUGGAAGAGGACGAGGAUAUCAAAAACGCCUCUUCCACCAACAAGUUCAAGACGGACAGCAAACACCAAACGAAGUUCAAAUCCGAAAAAACCCGCGCCCCGAGCACGCCGAAAAAGGGCGGCUCCCACACCGGUCUCGAUGACUCGCUCUUCAACUCGCCAGACAAGGAUUUGCUGGAGAAGAUGGAUCUCGAAGGGGAAGCGUUCGCGAACAGUCAAGAGUCGCUGGGGCCGAUGAUAUCAUCUUCAUCUUCUUCUACCGCCAAACAAGUAACUCGGGUAAGAAAAUUUUCCCUCGCCGGUUCCCCAUUGGAAACAACUGAGCACGAUGAGAACGGGUUGCGGAAGGUCUUGAAAACGCCGCAAGCGCCGAGGAAGCCCGGGUUCAAUAAGGGAAAAAAUGGUAAGAACAAGGACUCCACGGUGAUCGAUUUGGAGGAUUCGGAUGAUGAGGAGAUUGUUCUUUUCCAUGACGCGAACAAUAAAUCUCCAGACGAUUCAUCUUCUCCGGUCGACGACGACGACAACGAGCUUAUUCUCGACGACAUUAAUGAGAACAAUGGAGCUGCAGCAGUUGCAGUGCCUGUUCAACAUGUUGUCCAGCAACACAUGCAGAUCAACCUCUCCCCCCGGAACCUGAAUUUCGACUUUGCAGUGGUUGAGGAAGAGAAAAAUGAACCGGGCGCGAACGGCGCGGGCAACGAGCGGCCGAACCAGCGACGAAUGGCGAUGCAACGACAGGACUUGGAGCGGAUGAUAGACGAGGAGGAUCAAAUUAACGCCGGCGGUGUUCAUCAACUUCAACAGCAACAUCAUUUUCCAACGGCAGACACGGUAGCAAGCGCGAGACUACGAUUUUUGAUGGAGCAGCACGACGGAGUGAUGCCAGAAAGGAGUCAGCCAGCACCAGUUGAGGACGAGCUGAUUCAUCUCGCUGAUCAACAAGAUGAACAAACUCCAUCCGCCGCGAACCUGACCCGCGUGGCGCUCCAGGAGAGGAGGAACCAGAAAUUAGUGCAGCAACUGAAGAUUUUGAAAAGGGUAUGACAGUGCAUAACUCCCCCUCCCCCUCAUUUGUCAUGCAAAAAUCCAAACCUAGUUGCUACCCUGUGGCACUGAGUGCAUGACAAAUGAUAACUCCGGAAUCCCAAUAAACGGCACGACAUUUUUCGGCGCAUGAACUUGUCAUGCACAGGUUCCACAUGUACUGGUGUUUGUAUUGCUGUUCAUGCCAUACAAAUGAUGGGGAGGGGGGGUUGUGCACUCGCAUAAAGGGAGACGUCGGGGCGAACGGCCCGGGCGGUCAACAAGUUGCCGGAGGAACUGGAAAUAUUUUUGAAGAAGGCGAAGGACGUUGUCGUGGAUGAUUCGGUAUCCACGACAAAAGUAUCGUACUCGUAUUGUAAUCAUGCAUUACAAAUCCUGUUCUUAAGGCAAAUUAGCAUUACAAGUUUUAUUUGUAAUGCUGAGGAAAUUUGUAAUGCAUUUAUACGAGUGCGAUACUUUUGGAAUUCAUACUCGGGGAAGACGCAACUGGAAUUGAAUGAGAAGAUGAUGCGAAGCAUUAAUAGCACGGAGGAAGGUGCACUGUCAGCUGCGGGUAAAGAAAACAAAAAUCAGCAAUUCUUCUGGAUCAGCGGGAAGGAUAGCAUUGCGGCUCGGGCAGAGGAGGAGCAGGUAUAUUUAUUUCGGCCAUCUUGCAGCUUUGGAGCUAUGCAUAAGAAACAUCGUGAUCAAUGCGUUGCUCUGCAUGACAAAGAAGUAUAUAAAGAUAAACUUCUUAGUCUUACCAAAUUCGUAUCUGAUAUAAUUCUCAGCUCAAGCUCGUCCAUGCCUUCGAUACGGAUACCGCUUUUGGUCCGUCGAUCCAAAUUACGAGAGUACACAACUUCCCCUCCCCCUCGUUUAUAUGGCAUGACCAGCAAUACAGACUCAGACACCAGCUCAAGUGAAGCCUACGCAUGACAAAUCUGCACACACCAGAGUGUGGUGCUGUUUGUGGUUCCAAAAUUUGUCAUGCAAACUGUGACUACAGGCCAGAUUUGGAUUUGAUUUUUUUGCAUGACAAAUGAGGGGGAGUUGUGCACUCUCAUACAAAUCUCCCGCGCUACCCGCUGGUACCGCGCGAAGCGGCUGGGAUUAG